Papilio polytes (common Mormon) is the source of this 2848-nucleotide messenger RNA. Its product is annotated as LIM domain transcription factor LMO4. NCBI's taxonomy places the organism in Eukaryota, Metazoa, Arthropoda, Insecta, Lepidoptera, Papilionidae. The transcript has 5 exons. The coding region runs from base 408 to 995 and encodes 195 amino acids. The record is from RefSeq and is a predicted model, not a curated record.
CCGCGUGGCCGCCUCAGUCGCGACCGAAACGCCGUAAGGGGAAGUGUCGUCAGUCCCCGUAAACCUAACUACUUUUUUCGCAGUUCCAAACAGUUUUGUUUUAAAAGUUUCAAAGGAAGUUUUGUGCAUGAGUCUUUCGUCCUAAUAGACUCUUGAAGGAUACGUGACUGGUCUUCGCUGUGUAGUUUAUUCAGUUUACACGUUUAAUUGUGUUUAUUUUUUGUUAUUGUUAAGUUUUUUGUUUGGUGCAUCUCGCCGGUCCGGAGACCGGCGGUCCCACGGAGGCACCAAGCCUGGACGCACAAUUAAAGGACCACAAAGGACAAAGCCUUUAGGGCGUGUAGUUGUGGUGGUGUCGGCGAGCGGUCGCCGCCCCAACCGUCAAGCUGGCAGCGAGCGCGCUGAGCAUGAACCCGCACUACCACGGGUACGGGGAGCUGAGCUCGCCGCACCCGCCCUCGCCGGAGGCAGCAUUCGCCGCCAACGGGCACGACUACCCGCACAACAACAACAACCCCGCUCUCAAGGAGUGCGCCGGCUGCGGCGGCAAGAUCGUGGAGCGCUUCCUGCUGCACGCGCUCGACCGGUACUGGCACCACGGCUGCCUCAAGUGCACCUGCUGCGGGCAGGCGCUCGCAGACAUGGGUCGCUCCUUCUACUUCAAAGGCGGCAUGAUAUUAUGCAAAAACGACUAUACGAGAAUGUUCGGGUCGAGCGGCGCGUGCGCGGCGUGCGGCCAAGCCAUCCCCGCCAGCGAGUUCGUGAUGCGGACCAGCGCGCCGCAGCAGCCGUUACACGUCUUCCACAUAAAGUGCUUCGCAUGUUCUAAGUGCGGAUCACACCUCAUGCAAGGCGACAGGUACUACAUGCUGGCGGGGUCGCUGGUGUGUGAGCAGGAUUGGCAGAAGCUGAUGAAGAGCGCAAGCGCCGCGCCCGGCCCCGGCGCGCCACUGCGCAAGGGCAAGGUGGGCCGGCCGCGCCGCUCACGAGAAUGAGCACAGACACACUCGCAGCGGGACUAUGAAAAGAUGAUGGCGUGCUCGUACCUGAGCGCUAAGGGCGCGAGGGCACAGGCGACGGCACCGGUAGGGUCGGGGAGUGCGGGCUGCUGGACACCGCCCAACUACACCUGCCUGCCAGAGCCGGACUCACUGCCGGGACACACGCAACUGCCGUGUCCCCAGCCGUGUCCCCGGCCGCACACCAGCACCGACUACCGAACCCUCGGAGCAGCGUGCCACGAGCCAGCCCUCGACCUCACGACCAACUCCUCAUCUCUCAAGCCCCGCGUCCCCUCGCCCACAGGGGACACAGAGUGAUAGUGUUGUGACAAAAGACAAUCGGACUCAAAACGGCCAAUGUAAUAUUAUUACUAAACGUAUCCUUCGACUGAGGAACGGUACGAUUAGUAAUAUUUCUUACAACGCCAGUGAGUUAUUAAGUUAUAUUUCAGUACACCACUAACACGGUCGUUGCCGCGCUCAUUACACUUUUAUCAGAUUUGUAAACAGUACCAUCGCGCACAAAUAUCCGUGUAACGAUCGUGUUGGCGACUGUACUCUUUACAUAUUUAAUUUCGGUUGUGAAAAUUGCAAUUUAUGUAAAACUUACUCGCUGCUGUGUAAAUUUCUAUUGAAAUCUGUAACUUAGCGUUGUUCGGAAUGAGAUGUGUUAAACACAAAGCGUGUUGUUUCUAUAAUAAAAGUGAUAUUGUAGAUGUGAGUGAACAAAUGCAUAUCCUAUGUAUUGAUAUUGUUACAUAUUAAAGCACUCACUAAAUAAUUUAAUCUAUAAAGUAUAAACAAACGUUUAUGCUUUCAACAUUAUUCAAUGGAAACAUCAGUGUACUUAAAACAUAUUAGGAAGUAUUUAAACCUAAAUGAAUCGUAUGCGCUUAUGAGGUAAACGCAAUAAACAUCGAACAAAGAACUUUUUUAACAUUAUCAGUGUAUGUUAGUUAAAAAUAAUAUACAAAUCACAGACCAUUAAGAAUAGUAUUUCAAUAAGUUGUGAUGGAAUUUAUUGGUGUUUUUAUUUAUUUUUUAUUACGUUGUGGAUAUUUUGUCUAUUGUUUUGGUACAAUUAUGGACAUUUUCAUUAUUAUUCUUGCCAACCGGUAACAUAUGUCGGUGCGUACUAACGUCUUACACUCUGUGAUUUGUAAUCUUGCGUGUAAAUAAAAUCUCGAAUAAAUUUGUUAUUUCGUUUAUAAUGACGCGCUGUUACUUAAACUUCUAAAUAGCUACUUAAUCAUUGAAACUGUAAAUAUUAGUAUUAAAGAAUUUAGAUCAUAAGUAGACACAUCUCGUACCUAUUAAGGCGCGAUCUUCGUAGCAAUAAUGAUGGAUGCCAAUGUUGAAGUUUCCAGCCGUGUAACCGUGCACUCUGUAUAUAACUGUGGUUUACCAUCGAUAUCAUGACUCGUUUGAAUCAAUUAUUUAAACAGUUAGUGUAAUUUAUAAACGCUGACAUUCCUUCUUGUUAUUGAAAUAAAAAAUGUGUACUUCUGCUCUGAAGAUUAGAAAUCCACAGAAUACAUAGUUUAAUCCGUAUUUAAAUUACCGUACUUAUUGAGUACAUAUGUUAGCGUUUAGAUAAUCUUGCCAUCUAUAAAUACCUUUAUUUUACUCAUUGUAAAUUGCUCGACUUUGAGAGACAUUAUUACAAAGCCUUGUUAUUACAAUGUGUUUACCAUUAUCAGGUAUUGAGUGCUCUCUCAAGGCUGCAGCAAUCUGUUUAGUAACAAUACAGUUAUGGUGUUACCAGUACUUACACAAAGAACGAUAUUGCAACUAUACUUAGCCUAAGGAAUACGGCGACAGGAAGAGAUAUUAAAUUUUGUAAAUUA